UGACUAUGCCACAUUUCUACUCCUCUCGACGGCGAAGAAGAUGAACAGCCUUGCGCGGCCGUCACUCGAGUCGUACGCAUUGCCUUGUCUUGGCCGAAGAGAAACAAGGCCGAGCUGUCGGAUAGCUCGCAGCCAUGCCGGACGCCAACGUUCGAAGACGACAUUCUGCAUACAGCGACGACAGCGAUGGGGAGAUAGUGUCUCGCGACAACGAUGCGGUGCAAACUGGAACCCGCGAAAUAGAUCCCACGCCUAGCGUCGAGCAAGGAGUCCGAUUCUCUCAGGAUGUAGAGGCAAGAGCUGCGAAUAAGAAGCGCAAAAGCGAUGAAGGCUAUGAUGGCGCGAACGAUCGAUCAUUGUCGGUCGACACCGGUUUGGCGCAGGCAUCCGGCAGUACAGGCCUGGUGGGACGACCCGCUGUCUCGAGUCCUGAAUCUAUGCCUUCCUCACAGUCGCCAGCGCUGUCGCCGAGAAGCAGGGCGAGAGGCCUCUCUCUGCGAACUUCCCUGUUCAUGAGGAACAUGGCCAGCCCGCGUAGCGCAAAGGGGCAUGCAUCAAUAGAACUCCAGCAUGUAGGCCCCUCAUCCGGAGACCGUCCGGUGACGGCAAGGCCACAGACCGCGAAGAAGGCCUCGAGAACAUCAAUAACGGUGGCUCCAGUCGACGAUAUCUGGCAACAAACUUCGUCCACCAAGCAAUCAGCGGCAUUGCCGAGGUCGACUGCGUUGCCAAAUUAUCAGCAAUGGAUGUCGAAGCAGGCUCGCAAACAUCUACCCUUGAAAAGGAUGACAGCAUCGAUUGAAAACAUACGCAAGUUCGUGCUCAGAAUACAAGAGUUUCCACCCUCGAAGGAUGGCAGGCAUAUACCUCUGGAUCCUUCUCGGAAGGAAGACCUGAUCGACGAGCGAACGAACAAGCCAUACAUUUCUAACUUGAUCCGGUCUUCAAAGUACAAUGCUUGGAACUUUGUCCCAAGACAGCUAUUCGCGCAAUUCAGCAAGCUGGCCAAUGCCUAUUUCUUAUGUGUCUCGAUUCUGCAGAUGAUUCCUGGCCUCAGUACCACAGGUACCUACACAACGAUCGUUCCUUUAGUGUUCUUCGUGGCUUUGUCAAUGGCGAAAGAGGGUUAUGAAGAUCUUCGCCGUCAUAGAUUGGAUAAAGCAGAGAACAAUGACGAGGCUAAAGUUCUGCAUGUCUACAAGCCAGUGACAGGAGAUUCGAACAGCACCAAUCCAGACUCGGUCGGCAUUCCUAUGGAUGGACCAAUGCAUUGGGCACCGGUGAAGUGGCAGUCGCUACGUGUAGGUGAUGUUGUGAAGUUGGACCGCGACGACACUUGUCCUGCAGAUCUGGUGCUACUCUCUGCCAAAGGUCCUAACAAUACCGCAUACGUUGAAACAAUGGCCCUGGACGGGGAAACCAAUCUCAAGCCCAAACAGCCUAGCCCUGAGACUAUCGAAGCUGCCAUGACCGUCGAGGCCUUGGCCACUGCUGAGAUGGAGCUUGUCGUGGAAGACCCCAAUCUAGACCUGUAUUCGUUCGAGGGACGGGUCACCGUCAAUGGCAAGACUUCGCCGCUAACAAACAACGAGGUCUUAUAUCGUGGAAGCGUGCUUCGCAAUACACCCGAAUGCGUCGGUAUCGUGGCGUACAGCGGCGAGGAGUGCAAAAUACGUAUGAAUGCCAACAAGAAUCCUAGGAUCAAAGCUCCCGCACUCCAGGCUGUCGUGAACAAGAUUGUCAUUGCGAUGGUCUUCUUCGUUCUGUUCUUGGCCCUAUUCAACAGCAUCGCAUACCAAGUUUGGCAAGACACAACGGAGUCUAAAUCUUGGUAUAUAAGCAACGCGGAAGUCAGCUUCGGGCCACUCUUUACCAGCUUCAUCAUCAUGUUCAACACGCUUAUUCCUCUUUCGCUGUAUGUCAGCUUGGAAAUCAUCAAAGUAUCCCAAAUGGUCUUGAUGAACGAUAUUGAUAUGUACGAUCCGGAGAGCAACACGCCAUUUGAAGCACGCACAUCUACUAUCAAUGAGGAAUUGGGACAAAUCGGCUAUAUAUUUUCGGACAAGACAGGCACGCUCACAGAGAAUGUCAUGAAAUUUCGAAAGCUUUCCGUUGCAGGUGCUGCAUUUUUGCACGAUAUUGAUCUCCAAGAUCAACCGAAGGAAGAGAUCAUGCUGCACAAGAAACGGAGCAAAGGCAAGAAGGCCGCCCGAAAGUCUCGAAAGUCGACAUCUGCAUCAAUUUCGCCCAGCCAGCAGGCGGUGGAAAGAGAGCAGUCCCAGCCAAGACCCAGUCGAGCUUCGACCUCUCAAUGGAGAUCCUCGGCAGCACCAGAAAUGAUGCAAACCGAGCAGAACACGCUUGAGUUGAUUCAAUACCUUCAGCAGCGAUCGCAAACACCAUUUUCAAUGCGCGCUCGAAUGCUGAUCCUCUCAAUGGCCGUCUGUCAUACGUGUCUGCCAGAACGAGUCGAAGGUGAUGCCGAUGAUUCUAAGAUCAACUUUCAAGCAUCUUCGCCAGAUGAGUUAGCUCUGGUGAGAGCCGCUCAAGAGCUCGGAUAUCUGGCUUACGAACGUGAUGCAGCCAUUCUGACACUGAAGCUGUAUCCAAACGGCAUGGAUGACGAACCGGUGUACGAGAACUACGAAAUCCUAGAUGUUAUCGAGUUCUCAAGUAAACGGAAACGCAUGUCGGUCCUGGUUCGCUUGCCAGACGGAAAGAUCGUUGUCAUGUGCAAGGGUGCUGAUUCUGUUAUCAUGAAGCGCCUUCGGCUUGCGAGUAUCGCCAAGCAAAAGUUGGCUGAGAUUGAGAAACGCACAAUCGAGCGGAAAUCCAUGGAAGCCCAGGAAGCACUUCGACGAAAAAGCAGCAUUGCAGAGCGUGCUGGCAGCGUAAGCAGCAUGCCUCGAACAAGCAACAGCCUGGUCCGACGAAGCACAACGAUUGCACGAGCAAGCAUGGGACGUCUCGACCCAAUCAGAGAUGAUGUAGAUGAAUGGCUCCACCAACGCGAGCACGACGUCUCCCCCAGAAUUUCAUCACAUUUCCGUCCUUCGCUGUCGGAACGGCAAGGCUCGUUCCAUACCGAGCAUAGGAACAGCCUCCUUCGAAACGAAGCGGCGAACUUGAGCGAGGAUGUGAUCAUCGAGCGAUGUCUGCAACACAUCAAUGACUUCGCUACCGAGGGCUUAAGGACUCUCCUCUACGGCCAUCGCUUUCUCUCUGAAGAAGAGUACCGGUCAUGGAAGAAGGUCUACCACGAUGCUACCACUUCUCUUGUCAACCGCACCGAGUUGAUCGAGAAAGCGGGUGAUAUGAUUGAGCAGCAUCUCGAGCUCGGUGGCGCCACAGCCAUUGAAGAUAAGCUACAAAAGGGCGUCCCGGAGACCAUUGAUCGUCUACGUCGAGCUAACAUCAAGAUGUGGAUGUUGACUGGCGACAAGAGAGAGACCGCGAUCAACAUUGGUCACAGCUGUAGGCUCAUCAAAGACUAUUCCGCGGUCACCGUGUUGGACUAUGAAGCUGGUGCUGUUGAGCAGAACAUUGCUGCAUCCAUCAUUGAUAUAAAUCGAGGAAGUAUAGCCCACAGUGUCGUGGUCAUCGAUGGCCAGACUCUGGCCGUCCUUCAGUCUGAUGAGGCUCUACACGCACUGUUCCUCGAUCUGGCAAUCUUAGCAGACUCUGUCAUUUGCUGCCGGGCUUCGCCAAGCCAGAAGGCGGGAUUGGUGAAUGCCAUCCGCAUGCGAGUCAACAGGAGCGUCACACUUGCUAUUGGAGAUGGCGCAAAUGACAUUGCGAUGAUCCAAGAAGCGCACGUCGGCAUUGGUAUCACAGGUAAGGAAGGCUUACAGGCUGCGAGGACCAGUGACUACUCGAUCGCUCAGUUCAGGUUCUUGACGAAGCUUCUACUGGUACAUGGACGCUGGAACUAUAUCAGGACGUGCAAGUACACUGCCGGAGUAUACUGGAAGGAGAUGCUGUUUUAUCUCACACAAGCCUUGUACCAACGUUACAACGGCUACAGCGGGACCAGUCUCUACGAAUCAUGGUCGCUCUCGAUGUUCAACACCUUAUUCACCUCGCUCACGAUUAUCUUCCUCGGCAUUUUCGAGCAAGACCUGCGAGCUUCCACACUCAUCGCCGUUCCGGAACUCUACACCAAAGGUCAACGUGCUCUUGGAUUCAACCUCAAGGUUUUCAUUGGCUGGAUGUUCAUGGCUGUAUCUGAAGCCCUCGUAAUCUUUUUCACCGUACAGGGCCUAUAUGGCGAUGCACUCUUUAGCGCUGAGAACACCAUAUUUCCUCUGGGCAAUAUGACAUUCACGGCAUGUGUGAUCCUGAUUGCCAUCAAACUCCAGCUCAUCGAACAACGCUACAAAUCAUAUAUGGCCGCGGUCGCAGUUGUCGCGUCUGUCGGCGGUUGGUUCCUCUGGAACGUCAUCCUCGCCGCGUUAUACGCACCGAAUCUGAAAUACAAUGUCAAGCUUGGCCUGUUCUCCCGAUUUGGCAGAAGCGGAUUAUGGUGGCUGACGUUGCUCAUCUCCGUCGUCGCUUGCUGCUUACUAGAAAUCGGCGUGCGAGCUCUGAAAUGCGCGUUCAUGCCAACAGAUACGGAGACCUUCCAGACUCUCGAGCAGGAUCUGGAUGUUCGAAAACGCUUCGAAGAAGCUAGCGCUCCGUGGAUGCAGCAGGGUUGGGAUCAUGGCGUCAAGAAAUCUAGCUUGGAAUUGGAAAGACAGGCGGAGCAAGAGAAGCGGGAAUUUGAGGUGGAACAGCUUUUGAGUAGACCAAGGACGAUGGAAGCGGCUCUUGAGGCUGGGAAUGCGACGUCUGGGAUCGAGACAGAAGAGCAGACUGUCUUUGUCGCAGAUGGGCUGGGAAGGUCGCGCACGGAUAUUUCUGAGAUGCUGUCACGAAGGUUUGGAUUGGUGAAACGAGAAACGAUGACCUCCUCUUCUUGA
Molecule: messenger RNA, 4961 nt
Organism: Pseudocercospora fijiensis CIRAD86
Lineage: Eukaryota; Fungi; Ascomycota; Dothideomycetes; Mycosphaerellales; Mycosphaerellaceae
Exons: 1
Coding region: 135-4961 (1608 amino acids)
Biological process (GO): intracellular protein transport; endocytic recycling; post-Golgi vesicle-mediated transport
Cellular component (GO): plasma membrane
Molecular function (GO): magnesium ion binding; ATP binding; ATP hydrolysis activity
Source: RefSeq, a predicted model, not a curated record